This is a messenger RNA of Symbiodinium natans, 7611 nucleotides long. The record is from the annotation of a GenBank genome assembly. NCBI's taxonomy places the organism in Eukaryota, Dinophyceae, Suessiales, Symbiodiniaceae.
AUGGUGGCUGUGACACUCUUGCUAGGCGGCGUGAAACUUCAGGGGACCGAGGUUGACGGACACUUCCUGGUGCCGGCGGAAAGCUUUUGGGCUGCGGGCGGGGUCGUGGAGCGCGCGCCUGACGCAGCCCCCGCUUCCCCUACGCCCAGCCGAUCCCCCACGGGGCCAGCGCGCAGCCCAUCCAGCAGUCGGUCGCGCAGUCGCAGCCCGCCACGACGCAACAGGCCUCCUACCCCACCGCCGGCGCGUGUGCGGCCGACUCGAGCUGUGGUGCCCGAGCGAGUUCGCCGUAAGCGCGUGCACCGAGGGUGCCGGUCGGGGGCCCAGGCUAGGGCGAGGCGCGAGUUGUCGGGUAGUGAGUCCCCGCCACCAGCGCGACCACCGCCGCCGCAGAGCUCGUCACCUUUCGGGGUUCCCAUUCGGCUUGACUCCAACCAGUCCCCCUUCAGCACCAGGCCAGCUGUUUCGCCCUUCCUUGCCUUUAGUCCAGUUCGCCCAGUGCCUGGACCGUCGCCUUUCCUGGCUCAGCCGGCCUGGACGCGCAUCGGGCUGAUUGAGUCGGUGCCUGCCCGAUCCUGGCCGCUGGCGCCCUUGGGCCGCCGCGGCCGGGUCGGGGGUUGCCGCCUCGGUCACCUACUCGUGGUUCAUUUGCAGGCUGACUGGUGGAUCAGGUUUGUAAUUUCAGUGUGCCGGUUUGAAGACGUGCACUCCAGUCCAGUGCACACAAUUCUUGGAAGGACCGGCCGCAGGCGCCUCGGGGCAGCCGCUGGCCGCGUUUUGUCAAGCUGGGGCCUCAUUGCUGUUGCGUGCCGUGUUUGCUCGCUUCGUCUUGCACACGGCUUUCAGGAAGCCUUUGGCGCGGCGCUUAUUUUUGAGGCGGGGGUGCGUGGGGUGUGUUUCCGUGGAAAAGGCAUCGACAAGAGCCCGCGGCCGCACCCUCGCCACUGGUUGAGCCUUUGCGCCCCGCCAGCAGCUGUCCCGUUUUUGCUCAGGCAGAAGCGCCUCCUCGGCAGCCGCCUUGCAAGUUUUUGUCCGGCCCCCGGUUCACCCAACAGGCUUAGCGGGCGUACGGCCGCUGGCGCUUCCGAGGCUGCCGUGGCUGUCCGUGCGCCUUCUGGCAGCCACCUGACGCGUGCCCACCACGGCCUUCACGGAACCAAAGGACAAAAAGUCUGCACUGCGUGGAUGGCUCGCCGCAUCUCUCGGGCGGAUACGCCGGAUCGCUGUCGUCGCCAACCGUCCCCGGUUCUCUCCGUCGCUUCGCGGUCGCCGCCGCCCAGCUCCUCCGGCAGUGCCACGCCGAGGGCGCCGGAGGCGGAGCUCGACUCGUGUUGCGUGUGUUUGGAAGCCCUCCAACCGAGCGUGUCUGGAGAGCGCGCGCCGCGGCCGUUCCCGACGUGUGCGCGUCACCAGCUGCACCUCGGGUGCUUAGCCCAGUUCCGCGCGCAAGCCUCCCGUCCAGCCGACUUACUAUGCCCCUUGUGCCGCCACAGUCGCUGCCCCGCGUGCGAGCCGGAAGGGUGGACGGCCCGACACGACGCGGCGUUGCGCGACGAGUGCGCGCGACAGGGUGUGCAGAUGCCGGCUCGGCGUUCUGGUGAAGAGACUGUGCGGGAAGCCGUGCAGGAUUACGCGCUCCGCACCUUCACCUCCAACGACGCGCCCGAACCGCCGCCGCCUCCAGGCGUCGUUGUGCUGUGCUGCAACCGUGUUGCGGCCACGCGCGGAGCAGGCGGGGUCAACUUCGUUGCUUUGCCGCACCGCGACAUGGACUGGGCGCCGCAGCCGAUUAGGCACGAAGCGGGCAUUGCAGCGUGGCGACCGGCCUGGCUGUGCCCUGGUUGCGCUCGGGAUGUCCAGCUGGAUGACAUCCAUGUCCCGGCAAAUGCCGGACAGACUUGCGGGGGUUGCGGCAGUCGGCUGUGGUGGGAAUACGACCGUGCCAUCGAACGUGGGCGACUUCGCUGCUCUCACGGUUGCAACCGGCCAGCAGAGGAGCUGCGGGCGCCCGAGCCCGUCAGGCCAGCGCCGCCGGCGCUCCCACACGUGUCUGGGCGCGGAGGUGGCAGUGCGUUCUGGCUGUCGCGCGGCCCACCUACAGGCGAUGUGCGGGAAAGCACCAACUCCUGGCUGUACGUUCCGCUUCUCCAUGCAGCUGCGGCGGAUCUCGCGGUCGCUGCGCUUGCGGAAUGGCGAGCAGACCCGCGUGCUGCCAGCUGGUGGGAAGAAGCCCGUCACGUGCUCAUGGCGUCCGAGCCCGUCAGCCCGCAAACGCUGGUGGCAGCUGUAGUCCGUGCUGUGGAGGCCGCGCCAACACACGAGCAUCACCUGCCUGACCUCGUCUCACGCAUCCAGGAUGCGGGGCUGCCCAGCAGUGCGCGUGUCCACGUCGGAUGGGCGGUCCGCCAGCUCCGGGAGCCGGAUGCGUACUUGCUCGCGCCCGUGCAGGAGGCCUUGCUCGAGUGCUACGGAGGCAUGCAGCUGGCGUCGGCGCUUGACCGGCAUUCCGAUCGCUUCCGCGCCAUGCCGGCCCCGGGCGCCGCUCCCCCUCAUGGAGAAGUCGCCGAGACAUCCGCGCGCGGCGGGCGGGGACGCCGCCGUGGGCGGGGCCGUGGCGUUCCGCCGGCUUCUGGGGCGCGUCAGCGUGACCAUGAUUCGUCGGGCAGCGAUACUGCUGCGGCCCCGGUUCCAGACCACGCCCAGGUGCCGGAUCGACAGCCGGUUUCCCUUCCCGACUUCCCUCGCCCGGGUGAGGAGGCUGCGUGGAUUGCAGCGCGCCUCGGCGCCUUCCUGCCGCCCAGCUUGGGGGGCCUGGGCUUGUUGGCUGCAGAGCGGGUUGUGGGCGGCAGGUGGGGCGAGGAGUGCCAGCGCUUCGUUCGCCAGCUCCUGCGUCUCCGCGUUCAGAGGGCCCCUGCAACCCUGCGUGCCACGGCGGCCCAGGGGUGGGCAAGGCGAUGGUGGGGCCUGCUCUCGGUCGCCGUGCAGAGGGCAGUUGCCAGCACGGCCCUGGGUGUCUGGACGAUGCCGGCGCUGCCGGGCUCGCCGGACGGGGUCCCCCUCGCUGAUGUCCUUGAGCUCGCCGAUUUCGCGGGGCCCAGACCGUGGUCCACUAGCAGCAGGAACAGUCUGACGCUUGUAAUGUUUCACGUGGACCCGAACGGGCGAAAGCGAAAGCGAAAGCCGAAGGCCCUGGUCGCUGAGCCACGUGCGCCUGCCUCUGACGAGACGUUCCGGGAGCUGACUGACCCUGCCCGCCGCUUGCCCCAGCCAUACAGGCCCAUGCCUCCCGACGUUCUGCAGUUUGUGCCUGAAACGCCGGUUGCGCUAGCUGGGUCUGCGGUCUUUACAAACCUCCGACGGGCCCGCAAAGCUGCUGCGCCCGGGCCGGGCGGCCGAUGGAAGCACUUCGUCCCAAAGAUCUUUGUUGUUAUUGCUUCCCGUGUUUCUGCGAUUGCCGACCGAAUCUGGGUGGACAGGUGGCCGCAUGUGCUAUUGGGAUUCUCACGCAAGUUUGACGGCGCAGUUCGUGGGCUCCGGCACGUCCAGAACUGUUUGCAAGCCAUGGCACUGGCUGAGCUGCGGGGCACGCGCAUGCAAUGCAGUUUGCCCGCGCGCGGUUCAGGUGAUUGGACUGCAGAACGCUGUCGAAAUGCGAAAGGAUUGUUCAACCAACAACGCCUCAAUAACAUCACGGGUGCGUGCUGCAUAUUGGUUGGGGCACGGGUAGCAUCGACACGGACAUUGUGCAUCAGUCGAGCCGCUAAGGCGAAGACCAAAAAGAAGUCACAAUCCAAAAAGUUUGGACCGAAAAAGUUGAAGAGUGGCUAUUGGCAAGAAGACUUGGACGUUGAUGAUGAUAUUGAUGUUUUCGAAUGGUUCAAUGCAGAGGAGCUCCUGGCAGAUCCACCUGCCAAGGUUAUUAACCUUCAAGAAGUGGCAAAAUACACCAUACGCCCAGAUAGUCCUCCAGAAGAGUUUGAUGCUCCGGACUAUCGGCCACCACCGCCUGGAUUACAACUUGCAAAGGGGCUGAAGGAUCCGCCCCAAGUCGAUCAAGGCAUUGAGCGCUCCUUCACGGCGGACAUGCGCGAUGAGCUUGGGCAAUUUGCCAAGGACGGCUUUGAGCUUGAGAACGCCGAUGUGGUGAUCAGCUUCCCUGCCUUGCGAACACUCCUAGCAUUCGUGGAUGGGACACUUACAGAAGACAUGCGCGCCAAAGGAUUGAACAACCGACGUGGGAGCCAAGCUGAACGCAUAGACCUUUGUCGAGUAGGGCGGUUGCCUGAUGCGCCAGCUUCAAUUUUCAUUGGAACAGUGUGGAAUUGGGUGCCUGAGAAUGCAACUGCAGGCACCGCAAAUUUCAACAAACGCUCUUAUGAUGUAAAUUUUGAGCAGGUGGUGUCAGGAAAGGAAACCGUUACGGGUCCGUUUUUUGUGCGUGAACUGGACGACCCCGUGCACUACAGAGUUGUAGAGUAUCAAGCCGGAGAUCUCAGACUCCUGGUCCGCGUGCCCAUCGCAUGCACCAUGCCGCGAAUGGAUGAUGAGGCCAUGCCGAACCCUGGCAUGGGUGUCGAAUGUUCCACCGCCAACGAGCGUGAUGCUGGUGAGGUUUGGGGCCACACGUUGAGCUCCAAGUUUGCAGAGAUGCAGCUCGGCAACAUUGGCAUGCUGGCGCGGGGGGUUGUUGACAAGGGCACCAUCGUGGAGCUGCAGGAGCUGACUCAAGACGAUCUCAAGCUUGACAGGCCAGGCCUGGCGGAGGAGACAGAAGCCUUGAUGGGCAGGCUAGUGGGUUUGCUCAAGCGGGUCAAAGAAGUAGCAGAUUGUCCAGGUUGCUGUGGCCGAGUCUUAUACCUCCAGUACUGCGAUGCAGAGCUCCGCCUCAUAUCACCUUGGUCGGAUGAGGACCUGGAGAUGUUAGAAAGCUUUCCAGAUGUCAGCGACCGUGAAGUGGAGCAGAUGUUGUUUGGUGAGGACGUCUUGUUUGCACAGCAGAAGAAGCGAGAACUCGCAUCCGAUCUCGGACGAAAGGAGUUUGGCUUCUCACACGAAGAAUUUGAAGACGAGUCGGGGUUCUAUGAAGGAACUUUCAAGCUCAAGACUCGGAAUGGUUGCGGCGUGCUCGUGGAAAACAACUCAGGCAACACAUACCAUGGCCAGUUCUUAAACGAUAGGAAGCACAAGCACGGCUUACAAAUUUGGGGAGACCAGUCUUCUUACGACGGCCAGUGGGAGCUUGGAUCCAAACAUGGUCAGGGCAUUUUCCAAUCAGAGACCAGCAAGUAUGAUGGAAAAUGGGCUGACGGCCUAAGACAUGGUUUUGGCAAACAGGUUUAUGCGAACGGUGAAGAGUUCGAAGGCGUGUGGUGGAAGGGCCAGUGUAGCGGGCCAGGCGUGUACUACCACAACGACGGCUCCGAGUACCAUGGUGGUUGGGCUGCAGGGAAACGACAUGGGGCCGGCAUGUACUUCGGAUCUAGAAGCCAAAAGGAACACCACGUAUAUGAGCAAGGUGUGCUUGUUCAACGGAAAGUACUUGAGCCAGGGUCCAAGCCACCACGAGGCCAACGUGCAGGACAGCCGAUGCAUUGUGACAAGCUUUUGGCAAUGCAGAAUCGGUUGGACAUACUGAGGGACACGCUUUUUGAUGCUGCUCCACAUGAUGGCCACCUUUCCGUGAAGGAUUCAACCAUACUUGAUCUGUCCGCCCCAUCCAUCCGACGUCAGAUCGCAGCUGCCACUGUCGCAGAGAUUAAGCGUGGGAUGGUGAACUUGGAGGACAGCCUGUCGGUGCAAGAGAUUUCAGUGUGCGAAUCUGCUCAAGAUGACAAAGAUUUGUGCUAUGCUCUUGUUGGGACCAGCUUGCCCAACAUGAUCCAGCAGGUACGGGACGCAUCUGCCACGUUCAUGUUGCAAGACGCAGCAUCGCAGAAUAGGAAGCUGGUUGCGAUAUGGGCUUCAAGGUGGCUAUUCCUUUGCACAGCUCUGAGCGCGACAGCUGCGUGGAAAGUUCGCCACGAAGCCCGUGACAACUUCAGUGGAUCUUUGGGAGAUAACCCUUCUUGCCAGCGUCAUGUCUGCGGUCAAGGCUGGGCCCCGAAGCCCGAUCACCACAAAAGACGCGGAAACACUGAUGCGGCGUGCUGUGACAAGACAUGCGCUCUGUGGACAUGCACUAAUGGAUAUGCGGCCAACGCUGCAUAUGCAACGAACGUCUACCAGAGCAACGACAUGUGCUGCGACGAGACCUGCGCGCACGUGCCAUGCAACCAGGGCUACAAGAACAGGGGGGCCUCGGUGCACGCUAUAUCGCAAGAUGCAUGCUGUGAAGUGACUUGUGAGCUCUUCAGCUGCCCUGGCAACUGGAGCCAAAAGCCGGGACCUGCAAGGGUUGGAAACGACCUGAAGACCUGUUGCACUCCACAUUGCGCUUUGUUCAACUGCGAAGCACUUGGAUGGGAACCCGACCUGGCAGCUUCUGGCCGAAUCGGAAGUAGCAAGGCGGAGUGCUGCAAGAAGACGUGUUCUUCAUGGACCUGCCCGGCUGGAUAUGCUGUACCUGCGAGCAAGCUACACCUAGAGUUGCCCAGCGACGAGAAAUGCUGUGAGCAGAGAUACUGCUCGGCAUUCAGCUGUGACGGCGGUUGGAACCGCAACGACACCGCAAGAGACCAAAUAGGUCAAUCGAAGGAGGAGUGCUGCAUUGCGACCUGUGCUGUUUACCGGUGCGAUGCUUCCGAUGGCUGGGCAACAUCAGCUUCUAAGAGCCACCUGGUUGGGAAUGAUGCCCAAACAUGCUGUGAGCCAGCUUGCAACAGUCACACCUGCAGCAAGAAUUGGGUGCCAAACAAGCUUGUCCGUGACAAGCCCGGGCAAACGGACGAACUUUGUUGCACGAAGUCAUGCAGUUUGCAUGAAUGCCGUGAAUCUAUGGGAUGGAAGACGAAUGAGCAAGCUGCGGCACUGCCAGCGGACAGUGAUGCGACUUGCUGCCUGUCAAUGUGCAGCAGAUAUUCCUGCAGUUCUGGGUGGAUUACAAACCCAGACAAUUCCGACAAGGAGGGCAGCAGCGAUGACUUGUGUUGCACGAAGACUUGCCGGGCUUUCCAGUGCGAUUCUGGAUUGGGAUGGCUGCAGGACCCUGCGGCUUUGGAUAAGGUGGGCAGCAACGUUUCGAGCUGCUGUAUUCCCUCAUGCAGUCAGCACCACUGCAGUGAAGGCUGGGUAGCAAACGCAGCUAGCUCAAACACUGCCGGCGACACCGACGAACAGUGCUGCCAGAAGUCAUGCAGGAUGCAUUCAUGUGGUGGUGCCCCUUGGCCUGAGAAUGGCUCUUUGGUCAAAAAGCUGAACAUGGACGACGCCCCUGGUGAGACGGAUGAGGUUUGCUGCGAGCCGGCCGACUGCCAGGCGUGGCCACGCCAGUUCGGCGAAGCCAAGCAGGGUUGUGAACGGGUUCCCAUCAAUCAGGACUGCAAUGACAUGUACGAGAAAUCUACGGCAGAAGAUGGCUCUGUGGCUCUUACUCGAUGUGGAUAUCUGUACCAAGGAGGCCAAGUGUUUCGAUGCGGCUCGCUGGAGCAGUCCAAGCUGAGCUGCGGGCGCUAA